CCCAUCUAGCCUUUCUAGUUCGUACUCAUCUCCGGUUCUUUAAGGCUUGGUUUUGGGAAAUUCCAAUCUGAUUCUGCUAUUUCUUUGAUUUGUCCACGUAUGCAUUAUAUUACAAAUCCCCAAAAUGUCGAUAUUGGCAGAGAAAAAACAGUCAGCUGAGUUGGAACAAAACUCAUCCAUAGACUUCGAUCCUUUUGUGGGACUGCACCGUCAACAACCCAACUUACCUGCUGGCUCUUCUCAUUCCCAGGACCCUGCAAGAUCAGGCGACGAAAUUGGAUGGAAGGAAGAUUUGAACGAUGCUCUAUGUGGUAACAAUUGGAGAGGUGUGAAAACAAUCCUAGAUCAAAACCCUAAUGCUUUAACUGCAAAAAUUGCAGCUUCAGGGAGAACAGCACUUCAUGUGGCUGCAAUGUUUGGGCAUGUCAACAUAGUUGAGGAGUUGCUAAAAUUGGUGCCUCCAGAAUCCCUUGGAACUGGUGAUUCUCAUGGCAAUACGGCACUUGCAUUGGCUACAAUCACUGGAAGCAUUCAAGUUGCAAAAUGCCUCAUAGAAAAGAACAGAGACGUUGUUGGCAUUCCAAACGCACGUGAUAAUCUUCCUGUUAUAAGGGCUUUUCAUUUUGCUUUCCUAGCAAUGGGACGUUAUCUUUAUUCUAAAACUCCAUCGGAAUACCUCACAGGUCGUCGGGGUUCCAGGUUUCUGUUUUCUUGUUUACGUGCACAAUGUUUUGAUAUUGCUCUGGAUUUGCUUAAACAAUGCCCAGAAUUGCUUUUUGUGCCUACCGAUGACGAACUUUCGGGUAAGGAGUGGAUGCCAAUUCAUGGGAUCGCAACCUUGAACGCUGCUAUUCUCAGCCCGAGUGAACUUGUGUUCUGGAGACGAUGGAUCUAUAACUGUCAUGGUUUACUACAAAGAUUAAUCACCUUCCCCAAUAAUUUUAUAGAUGCAUGUGCGUUAUGUAUCAAUCUGGAAGGAGUUAAGAAAAUACAAGAGCUCAAAUUAUUGCAUGCACAAGCGGAUGAACUUCUUGAACUAGUUUGUAAGAAAGCAAGGAAAGCAUACGAGAAGAGAGUUUUGGAGGAGGCUUUAUGUCUUGCAGCUAAAGAAGGGAACGUUAAGUUCGUGUUUCGAGUGUCUAAAAUAAUCCCAGAAAUUAUGGUCACUCGAACAUUGACUUCGUGUUUCAGCCACGCUCUUAAUUAUCGACAAGCUAGGGUUUUUAAUCUUAUCCAUGGGCAUCGCUUCAAGCGUGCCUUGUUAGCAUAUGUAGAUGAAGGAAAUACCUUUCUACAUAAGGCAGCUACACAGGCUCCUGAUCACGUUCUUAGUCGCAUCUAUGCACCAACGUUGCAAAUGCAGAGAGAAUUGCAAUGGUUCAAGGCAAUGCAGAAUUUAAUGCCUCCAAUUUUUUGGGAAUUUCGGAACAAGGAUGGCAUAACAGCAGAAGAAUUAUUUAGAGAAAGUCACAAAGAAUUGAUGAAGGAAGGAGAGAAAUGGAUAAAGAGCACGGCAUCUUCAUGUUUUGUUGUCGGUGCCCUAAUCGUGACCAUUAUGUUUGCUGCAGCAUUUACUGUGCCAGGUGGAAAUGAUCAAACUUUUGGAUACCCGUUAUUUAUCGCACAGCCAUUUUUCAAGGUUUUCAUAUUCUCAACUAUUUUGUCGCUCUUCUCUUCUUCAACUUCGGUUCUAAUGUUUCUAGCAAUUCUCACCUCUCAAUACUCAGAAGAAAAAUUCCUGAAAUCCUUACCUACGAAAUUGAUUGUGGGCCUUUGUUUUCUUUUCAUCUCCAUCGCAAGCAUGAUGAUAGCCUUUCUUUCCACCGUUCGUCUCAUACUGGACCGUGCAAGCUACUCAUGGGGUCUCCUUCCCAUUAUUAUAUUUGCAAGUGUUCCGAUCUUCCUCUUUGUGCUGUCACAAUUCCCUCUUCUUCUUCAUACUGCUAUUACUACGUACGGGGUUAUCUUUGACGAGAAAGUGGAGAUGUGGCCAUAAGACGAUUCUCGUAAUUGAUGUCUUGCUACCCUCUUGAUCCUAUUCAUAGACAGUAGUAUUGGGCAUGAUUUUUCAUACAGGACACUUCUCUUAAUAGAGAUUUAAACCUUAAUUUAUUAUAUUAUGAAGACCAACUCCUUUUACUAUAGACUCAACCGAUGUUGGUGGGAGGAUGUGAGUUUAAUAUUUUUCAUAGGAUGACUCUCCAUUUAUUGGACUGAAUCCUUUAUUGGGCCAUAUUUAGUUAGGGCACUGGUCUUUUUUUGGACCCAAACAACUAUGUUUUUUAUAAAAACUUCAUAUUAAUUGUUGUCACUAUGGUCUAUGGCUUGUGUGAUCCAAAAUGCUCAAAGUCGAGUGGUAUGUGUAUUUCAUGUUGAAAGAAUUAUUUUGAGGUCCCUCACACUAUAAUUAAACCCCCUAAGGUUCAUUAACAACUUAGCAGAGGGAAUUGUCAAUAGAUCUUACAAUUUAAACUUAAUAGAGGAAAUUGUCAAUAGA
Messenger RNA from Prosopis cineraria, 2497 nucleotides. RefSeq lists its product as uncharacterized. Lineage: Eukaryota; Viridiplantae; Streptophyta; Magnoliopsida; Fabales; Fabaceae. Bases 125 to 1996 code for a protein of 623 amino acids. The transcript has 7 exons. Gene Ontology annotation, molecular function: protein binding. The record is from RefSeq and is a predicted model, not a curated record.